Molecule: messenger RNA, 1495 nt
Organism: Nestor notabilis (Kea)
Lineage: Eukaryota; Metazoa; Chordata; Aves; Psittaciformes; Psittacidae
Gene: SENP1
Product: SUMO1/sentrin specific peptidase 1
Biological process (GO): protein desumoylation
Cellular component (GO): nucleus
Molecular function (GO): deSUMOylase activity
Source: RefSeq, a predicted model, not a curated record
UGGGACAUCCAACAGCUUUGUAGGAAAAUCCAACCACCACUGCCAUGCCUCAGCUUUUCCCAUCAAACCUGCUCAGAGCCCUUCGUGGAGCGGCCCCUGUCGCCGCAGCCUGCUCAGCCCCAAGAAAACCCCCCGGCGCUUCAUCAGCACGGCCGAGGAGACUGUUCGGGAGGAAUACAGGCAGUUGCUUCAGAUGGUCACAGGGAAACAGUUUUCCACGGCCAAGCCCUCUUCACUGUUCCCCUUCCAUCUGUCCAGGUGUUCAAAUUCCAGCAAACCUGGAGUGAAAGAAGCCCCCAGCCAGAACUCGAAGCUCUUUGAAGCUCACAGUGUUGCACCAGCCAGUCCAGCAACCAGCGUCCUGAGGGCGCAGGAGCAGCCGUCCCCUAAACCAUCGCUCUACUCUGCCCCCACCUACUCCUCCAGCAUCUUUGAGUCCAGAAACUCCACAGCCCAGCAGCAGCAGCAAGAAAACCUACCAGCAUCUACCACACAGUCUGAAGGGUCAGACUCUGUCAUUUUGCUCAAAGUAAAGGAUUCCAGAACCCCAGCACCAAGCCUCCCAUUCUUCCAGGCAGAACUAUGGAUCAAAGAACUGACCAGCGUCUACGACUCGCGAGCUCGGGAGAGGUGGCGGCAAAUAGAAGAGCAAAAAGCAUUGGCCUUGCAGCUGCAGAGCCAGCGGUUGCAGGAACAGGAGCACUCUGUGCAGGAUCUGGUGGAUUUAAACCUUCGAGUCCCCUUGGAGAAGGAAAUCCCUGUCACGGUGGUCCCAGAAGAGAAAGAGGAUGCCAAGUCAGCUGAUGGUGAAGAGGAGUUCCCCGAAAUCACCGAGGAAAUGGAGAAGGAAAUCAAGAGCGUGUUCCGAGGUGGGAACCAGGACGAGGUCCUCAGUGAAGCUUUUCGGUUGACAAUCACUCGGAAAGACAUCCAGACCCUCAAUAACCUGAACUGGCUCAAUGAUGAGAUAAUCAAUUUCUACAUGAACCUGCUGAUGGAGAGGAGCAAAGAGAAGGGGCUGCCGGCAGUUCACGCCUUCAAUACUUUCUUCUUCACCAAGUUAAAAACAGCAGGGUACCAGGCUGUGAAACGGUGGACUAAAAAAGUGGAUGUCUUCUCUGUGGAUCUCCUUCUGGUGCCCAUCCAUCUGGGAGUGCACUGGUGCCUCGCAGUUGUAGACUUCAGGAAGAAAACCAUCACCUACUACGACUCCAUGGGUGGAAUUAACAGCGAAGCCUGCAGGAUCCUGUUGCAAUACUUAAAACAGGAAAGUCUUGACAAGAAGAGGAAGGAGUUCGACACCAAUGGCUGGUCGCUGCUGAGCAAGAAGAGUCAGGAGAUCCCGCAGCAGAUGAAUGGCAGCGACUGUGGGAUGUUCGCCUGCAAAUACGCUGACUGCAUUACCAAAGACAAGCCCAUCAACUUCACCCAGCAGCACAUGCCGUACUUCCGCAAGCGCAUGGCCUGGGAGAUCCUCCACCGCAAGCUCCUCUGA